Molecule: messenger RNA, 1930 nt
Organism: Corticium candelabrum
Lineage: Eukaryota; Metazoa; Porifera; Homoscleromorpha; Homosclerophorida; Plakinidae
Product: dynein axonemal heavy chain 3-like
Exons: 8
Coding region: 362-1930 (522 amino acids)
Biological process (GO): microtubule-based movement
Cellular component (GO): dynein complex
Molecular function (GO): dynein light intermediate chain binding; dynein intermediate chain binding; minus-end-directed microtubule motor activity
Source: RefSeq, a predicted model, not a curated record
CAGCAAGUCAUGUGCUAAUAAUGUAAGUUCAACUCAUGAAUGGUCACCAAGUCAAUAUAAACAGCCCAACACCUUUUAUGCAAACAUAAGAAGACCAGAAAAAACUUAUCUUUCUCCAUCACCACCUGUUGGAAAAUCACGAAGAAAGCGAUCUUCUCAUAGGCUACGUCGGUCAGUGACCGAGAGUGAGGUAACCAAGCAAGGAUUUGAAGCAUCGAUAUCAGACAGAGUCAAGUCAGAAAGUGCAUCUCCAGAAGUACGGAAGGCAGAAUGUGGAGAUAUAGUAUAUGGCGACAGGUUAGGCUUUAAUGGUGACUCUUCUUCUCAAGAUGGUCUUGACUAUGCAACAUCUCAUGUUGUUAUGAACUCACAAGUUCAUGAUUUGGAAACACAAGCUGUUCUUGAUGCAAAGUUUCCACCUGCAACAGUGCCCACAAUAGGAUUAGAGCGACCAGCCACUCCGCCAUCACCGGAGCGUCCAAGAUACUAUCGACUUAUGGAGCAGUGUAUUGAUCCAUUAAUGAUAGCUCCACUUGACACACAGCACAUUGAGAAUGCAAGCAGACUUGUACCUGAAGUUGUCAGACAUCAAUACAAAGGUGUUUUGAAAUAUCUGGAAAAGGAGAUAGAUGCAGACUAUGUGAGGGCAGUUCAGAAAAGCAUAUUGGAUUACAUUCUGUUAGAUCCACAAGAACAAACAAGACUUGGUAUUCACUUGCCACAAAUGUUGCCGCAGUCAGCUGGCAGGACAGAAUUUGCAUGGCAUGAAUCAGUGCUGGAAGCUCGUUAUUUUCUUUCUGAUUGGUUGUUUAUUACUCACCCAGUGAUGAUGGAAUUACAUCAGUUAUGGAUACAGAGGUAUAGUAGUCUUAGACUGUUCAGCAUCGCCGAGAUAAAGGAACAAUUGCCUUUGACACUGGCAAGUUUUGUUCAUGAGUUUCACAAGCAGUGCAACACAAUGGCAACAACUCUUCAGUCUGAAUGGAUACCACAAUGUGUAGAAAUUAUUGACUCUCAUCGUGAAGAUAUAGAAGCUAUUAUGCCAGAAGACAAGGAUAUUCGAAUCAUUCAGAUGGGCCAUUUCUUGGAUAGUGUAGCUGCAUUGAUGUCAACCCAGCUAAGGCAAAUGGUCAUGAACUCUAUUGAGGAUUUCAGUGCAAUGAUAUUAUUGUACAAGAGUGGAAAUGAUUACAAGCCACCAUACAAACCUAACAUGUCAAAGAUUUCACCAUUGAUAAUCAUUUUUAUGAAGGGAAACAUUGAUCUUCAGACUUUGCAGUUUUCACCUGACAUGUCUGAUCUGACUUCUGCACUGUGUGAACUGAUAGACACUUUCUACGUCUCUGUGUCUAACAUUCCACGUGUUGAUGCAAGUCUCUUUAUGGAGGAAGAGGCUCUCUCCAUUCGCUAUGUUGAAACAGUGAAAGCAUGGGACAGCAUCGUAGCCAGUGCGAAGGAGAGCGUGAGAAAUGUAGUGGCAGCAAACUCACUUGGAUUAGGAAGAUUUUCUUCCGAAUACAAGACUUUUGAAAACAUUUAUACAAGAAAAGCAGAUCGUUUUGUUGGACUGUUUCUGGACAGUGAUCAUACUCUUUCACGAUACAAAACUGAGAUUGACAAAUACAAAGCAAUUGCAGUUGCUGUUGCAAGUCGGCUUGUGUCUGUUGCACUGGGUCUCUUCUUGGUUGACACUAAACCACUAUGCGAGUUUUUGACUGACAGAGCUAAUGCUCUAGCAAACAGAGUGAUUGCAAAAGUUGCCUCAAAGAGUCGACAACUCAAUCGGGAAAUUUGCAGUCAGUUUGAGACGGUGGCUGCCAAGCUUUCUGAACAGCCUGACUCAAUUCAUGGUCUUGUGGAACUGCUUGACUAUAACCAUGGUCUUCAUCAUGGUAUUAUUGAAGACUUGCGGGUUAGUUUGAGCUUGUAA